Molecule: messenger RNA, 3171 nt
Organism: Parnassius apollo (apollo)
Lineage: Eukaryota; Metazoa; Arthropoda; Insecta; Lepidoptera; Papilionidae
Source: the annotation of a GenBank genome assembly
AUGGACAUCCAAUUCAUAUUAGACCCUUUUGCGUGCGCAGUAUAUAUUGUUGACUAUAUUAACAAGGCUGACCGAGGGAUGUCUCGUCUUUUGCGUGAAGCUUUGGACGAAGCUAAAAAAGGAAAUAAAAGUGUUAAAGACUCAUUAAGAAUAGUAUCUAAUGUAUUCUUAAAUUCUAGUGAGAUCUCUGCUCAAGAGGCAAUUUAUGUACUGACUGGUUUACCACUGUCACGAGCUAGUGAAGCUGCAAUGUACAUAAACACUAGUUUGCCACAAGAGCGAGUGCAUAUUUUAAAAAGUUACCUUGAUUUGCAAAGCCUCGAACCUGAUUCUUCCGAUAUAUUCCAAAAGGGUAUUAUUGAUUAUUAUUCAAAACGACCACUAUCGUUAGAAAACAUAAGUCUUUCCCAUUUUGUAGCAUAUUACACCUAUUCCAAAAAAACUCAUUCAGCUAGUUCAAUAGAAACUCUCAAUGACAGUUCUCAAGCAAUUAAUUAUUCCCAGGCUGUUGAAGAAGUUGAAGCGGAAGGGAAUUGGAUUCCUUUGCAAGAUAAUUUAGGAUACAUACGGAAAAGAACUAAAACUCGAGUAAUACGAUUUCGCCGGUACAGUUACAUUGAUGAUCCAGACAAUUUCUAUAGGGAACAGAUAAUGCUAUACAUCCCUUGGCGAAGCGAGGAGGAAGAAUUACUAAAUCCCAACAUAAAUAUAAAGGACAUAUUUGACGAGUAUAAAGAAAGAAUAAAGGCCGAAAGUAAACAAUUCAAUAAACUAGGUGAUGCUGAAAUGUUUGAAACAUUGCUAACAGAAAUAAGAAAUGUAGAAUUAAUAAACGAAGAAGAAGAUUUGCAAGGAAGAGGAGUCAACGUGGAUGUAUUUGAAGGCUUUGAAUUUGAGACGCAAACAGUAGAUAUAGCAGAAGAACUCAUUCCAGGCGGUAAUCCCGGGCCGCAAUUGUGUGGUGACCCCUCAACUUUCAUUGCGCAACCACCUGUCUUGUCCCAUGACGAUUUUUUGAUUCUUACUAGAAAACUAAAUGAUGCUCAAAGAGACACGUUGUUUCAUAUUUAUCAACACUUUUCCAUUACUUCUCCACAUCCACUAUAUUUAUUUAUCAGUGGUGGGGCUGGCGUUGGCAAAAGUAUUCUGAUUAAAGCAAUUUAUCAAUGCCUAACUCUCUUAUUUAACAGAGAAGCUGGUAGUAAUCCCGAUGAAUUAAAAAUACUUUUAACAGCUUUUACCGGUAAAGCUGCAUUCGGAAUAGGAGGGCAAACAAUCCAUAGCGCACUUGGACUUCCAGUGUCUCAAGCGGGCAAUAUUUUACCAGAGCUGUCACCAAGUGUGGCCAAUACUCUGGCCACAAAACUAGCAAAACUACGUUUAAUUGUAAUUGAUGAAAUUUCAAUGCUAGGAUCCAGGACAUUCCAUCAAAUAAAUCGUAGACUUCAGCAAAUAUUUCAUUCUUCUACCUUCUUUUCUGGAAUUUCAGUGAUAGUAGUUGGAGACUUCAGACAAUUACCACCUGUUGGCGACAACUGGGUGUUUCAAGCUAAUUCUCGAAAUCCUUUAGCAGAAAUAGCAGGUACGCCGCUUUGGGAUUUAUUUGUACUGACAGAGCUUAAAGAAAUAAUGCGUCAAAGGGAUGAUGUUGCCUUUGCCACGGCAUUAAAUAAUAUGGCUAGUGGAUGUAUGUCACCUGAAGAUGUCAAUUUAAUUGAAGGUCGGUGCUUUAGUAAAUCAUCACUUCCAGACACGUGUAAGGGCGCAGUUCAUCUAUUCAGCAGUAACCGAGAAGUUGAUGGGCAUAAUUCUAAAAUACUCUCAAAUAUGACUACCGAAGGAGCGAUAUCCCGGGCUGUGGAUAGAGUAAGUGGCGAAGCUAAUCCUGCUAUGAAAGAAAAAGCUCUAAACACAGUUGCCAAGUUACCCACGUCUCAAACCUACGGAUUACCUAAUGCUAUAACUUUAAAAAUCACGGCUAAAUAUAUGAUGACAGUAAAUAUUAACACGUCAGACGGACUAGUGAAUGGAACCACGGGGGUACUGACUGCGAUUGAUUUUGCAGUCAAUCCAACUACCGGUGAGAGAAGACCAUUACGCAUUUGGAUAUGUUUCGAUGACGUAAAUAUAGGCAAAUUAAAAAGAAUUCAGAGCUCAACAUCCCUCACUCGUUAUCAAACACGGCUAAAAAAUAAUUGGACUCCAAUAGAGCCAGUUACGUACACUGUGAAAAGGUACAAAUCUUCAAACUUACAAGUGCGUCGCAGUCAAUUCCCAGUAGUUCCCGCUGAAGCUGUUACUAUACAUAAAAGUCAGGGUUCCACCUUAGAAAAAGUUGUAGUACAUUUAAAGCCCAAUAUUUUAAGAUCUAUGUUAUACGUCGCCUGCUCACGUGCCACUAGCUCAAAAGGUUUAUUCAUUGUUACCGAGACCUUUCGUCCUCCACGUCCACCAUCUGAGCAUGAUUCCGUCGUAACGGAAAUGCGAAAAUUAAAAUUAAAUCCCCUGAUUCCCAUAUAUCGCUUUUUAAGAGAGCCCCGCAGUUCCUGCCAAAUUAUGUUCCAUAACGUACAAUCUCUACGUAAACACUUGCAGGAUGUAGUAACCGAUCCGCAGACGAUGGCAUGCGACAUUUAUUUAGCCGUAGAAACUUGGAGUUGCCUUCAAGAUUUAUUCAAUAUGAAUAAUUUUGAAGAAAUAGUUCGAACAAAUGGCCCGAAACAGUAUUCUGCAAACCCCGGCUUUGGUGUAUCUGCAAUGAUAAAACAUAAUCUAGAAUAUUCCAACCCACGAUCUUACAGUGAAAUUUCCGGAACUGAGCACUGUGAAGCAGUAUCUUUUGAAGUAAAUAAUGUGAAAAUAGUAGCCUUAUAUAGAUCAUGCAAAUGCCCCAACAGCGUCGCAGUGGGUUUUAUAAGUAAUUUACUGUCGCAUAAUAGUUCUUGCAUUAUAUUUGGAGAUUUUAACGAAGACUACCUUAGUAACAGCAAUACUGCAGUAUUUAAAUUACUAAAUGACGCUGGUUAUCACUCCAUGUUACAACCCCUACCCACUACUCGUGGUGGGACUCAAAUAGACAACAUUUUCUCGAACUUUCCAUGUGUGGUUGGAAUCUAUAACUCUUUUUUAGUUAUCACCGUCCUUUGUGGGCCCGUUUUUAGUGUUCCGUAA